Molecule: messenger RNA, 1206 nt
Organism: Scophthalmus maximus (turbot)
Lineage: Eukaryota; Metazoa; Chordata; Actinopteri; Pleuronectiformes; Scophthalmidae
Gene: rab19
Product: ras-related protein Rab-19
Exons: 5
Coding region: 243-941 (232 amino acids)
Cellular component (GO): trans-Golgi network
Molecular function (GO): GTP binding; GTPase activity
Source: RefSeq, a predicted model, not a curated record
UCACAGCCACAGAUAGUUGGACCCGGAUAGAUACACCCGGGCCUAGUCAAGUGCUCCUCACACUCACACAUUGUUCUGCUGUGCCUUGUUCUUCUGUGGGCUGAGAUGACGACAGAAACAAGUGAGGGGGUGGAGACAGAGAAAGAGACAGAGAUUCAGAGCAGUACACUCAAUCUGUGUUAGCAUCUCACUCUGAAGCCGGAAGAUAUUACACAGCCCGAAUAGAAAAUCCAUAUCCCACAAUGCAGUGGUGCCGGUGGGCGGGCAGUUGGAGAUCACACCUGCCAAGACAGUCUGCAGGGCCGGAGGUUGAGGACUCUUUCGACUUUCUUUUUAAAAUCAUCCUGAUUGGGGACUCGGAUGUGGGGAAGACGUGCGUGGUCCAGAGAUUCAAAUCUGGCAUUUUCAUCGAAAAGCAGCAAAACACCAUCGGGGUCGACUUCACUGUCCGUACCCUGGACAUCGAUGGCAAGAGAGUGAAGAUGCAGGUGUGGGACACAGCGGGACAGGAGCGAUUCCGCACCAUAACUCAGAGCUACUACCGAAGUGCCCAUGGGGCGGUGGUGGCCUAUGACAUCACCCGCCGCAACACGUUUGAAUCCAUCCCCCACUGGAUCAGGGAGGUCGAGCAGUACGGAGCUGCCAGCGUAGUCCUGAUACUCAUAGGCAACAAGUCGGACCUCGACGACCAGAGGCAGGUGCUGUUCGAGGAUGCGUGCACUCUGGCAGAAAACAACAACGUCCUUGCUGCUCUGGAAACCUCGGCCAAGGAGGCACAGAACGUGGCUGCGGCCUUCAACCUCAUGGCCCGCGAGCUGCUGGCACGCAACGGCAUGACCAUCGUGGAUGAGGCCUCUCAAGACCAAGCUCAGUUCAUGCUGAGCAACAGCUCCCACCCAGUCCACGGUACAGAGUCUUCGGAUAAAAAGUGUGGGUGCUGAGCGACAGAAGCGGGGAGGUGUCGAUUAAGAAACUAAAAGUGGUGGCAGCCUGAAUGCUCCACGUACAUGUGUGCAUUUGAAAUAUUUUUCUGUAAGGGAAGGGGGGGUUAUUUACAGAACAUUUCUUAAGCGAUACUACAUAUGUUGCAAUGUGGGUGUGAAUAUAGGUUUUGUAUGUGCUUGUUUUUGUAUUUAUAUAGUUUAAAGAAUCUGUUUAACAUGUUUUAAAUGGCAGUUGCUUAUUAAAUGCAUUUGUUUAAUAUUC